AUGGUUCUGCGCGACAAUCCCGGGACGGUGAUGUCCGCGGCGUUGUUUCUAUCGUGCCUGUAUAACUACGCAAGGUCGCAGGAAGUGAUAUGCUCUCUGGGCGACUGCAGAAGCACGACGACCACGAUCAUCAUGGCGAUGUUCCCUCGGGCCGUGGCCGUCGGAUGCAUGGUGUCCCGGGCAGCCGUGUUGUACAAGAACGUGACCGGCGCGGUGGCCGUGUACGAGGGCAAGAUUGCCGAGUACGAGGCGCACUAUCCGGAAGACGCGUGCGGCGCGCGCUUCCGCCGGGCGUUCGUCACCAUUGUCGUGGUCACGUGCGCCGCGAUCAUCAUACCGGUGAACGUGUACCGGAUCCACCUACUGUACCGCCAGUACCGAAGCAGCGGGCUCAUCGUGUUCCACGCGCUCAUGUACGUGCAGAACGCGAGUACGUGCGUCACCGAGUUGCAGUUCGUCGUCUACUGUUUUGGGCUGUGCCGCAUGUUCUGCCACAUGAACGGCGACAUGUCGGCGCUCAGGUCCGAGGCGAUCGUCGUCAACCGGUAUCCACCGGUGUUGAUGACGUGCCGUCCGCUCGGCGCUACCACCGAACUCUGCAGUGGGCCGUCACUCGUCGACGGCGUCGAGAGGCUCAAGCUCAGGCACCAGUUCAUCAGCGGCGCUGUCAGAGACCUGAACGCGCUGUACAGCUUCCAGCUGGUAGCGUCCCUGUCCGUUCUGUUCGCCAUGUCGCUGUUCGACAUAUAUGGCGUCGUGUCUAACGUCGUCAAGACGGCCGACAGCCAUCUGUUCUUCUAUGGAUGGGUGUUGCAGUACGCGUUUAGGUUCAGCAUGAUCGUGCUCACGACGCAUGUCACCACGAAACAGGCACUCAAAUCGAAAAUUUUUAUAACUGAUAUCAAUACCCGUCUUACGGAUAGCAAUACGAAAGAAGAGUUACGAUUGUUUUUGGAUGAAUUAUGCGGUCGUUCGGUGGAGUUCACGACCUUCGAUAUGUUUAUUAUUAAUACACGUCUCAUAACUUCUGCCAUCGUGACGGGUACAACUUAUCUCAUUAUAUUGUUCCAGUUUCAAUAA
This is a messenger RNA of Macrosiphum euphorbiae (potato aphid), 1080 nucleotides long. NCBI's taxonomy places the organism in Eukaryota, Metazoa, Arthropoda, Insecta, Hemiptera, Aphididae. The record is from the annotation of a GenBank genome assembly.